Molecule: messenger RNA, 4802 nt
Organism: Papilio xuthus (Asian swallowtail)
Lineage: Eukaryota; Metazoa; Arthropoda; Insecta; Lepidoptera; Papilionidae
Gene: trc
Product: Serine/threonine-protein kinase tricornered
Exons: 11
Coding region: 473-1927 (484 amino acids)
Biological process (GO): protein phosphorylation
Molecular function (GO): protein serine/threonine kinase activity; ATP binding
Source: RefSeq, a predicted model, not a curated record
AUCCUCAGUCCUCACUUCCUUCCUCUGUGCCAUUUCUUCCAUUCCAUAUUUAUGUACUCGAUUUCUUGCGAUGGAUGGAGAUGAAUAGUUUUAAUUAACAGUUUUAAUUCUGCUCUUGCACUACAAUAAGUAAUUUGUGUAGGAUUAAACAUCAAGACAGUAAUCAGCGAUUUCUAACACAAAUCAGAGUUCCGCAUAUAUAUUGGCAGCGCUAAAGCAGUGACCUUAUUUUAAUUUCUUCAUUACUGCAACGAUUGUUACGGUUUAUAUUAUCGAUUUUAGACUUUUUUGUGCGAGAUUAUUGUUUUAUGCCGUUCGAUUUAACAGUGUGUGAAGGAACAGGCGUUGAAGAGGCAAAUUUUUUGUGCUGUAGUGUCAAUUAAGAGGGAGCCGUGUCUUGGGGAAAAAGCACCCCGGGCACUACGGUGGCCCCAGAUACACCUGUGCCAGCGCCCCAUCCACCCGGUGGGUGAUGAGCGGCGCGCGUGUUGUUGCAGGGGUGCUGGAGAUGACGGGCAGCGACAGCGUCCGCUUCAGCGGGCACACCCUAGACAAGGCCACCAAGGCCAAGGUCACCCUUGAAAACUUCUAUACGAAUCUCAUCGCCCAGCACUAUGAGAGGAAACAGAGACUGGAAAAACUCGAAGAGUCUCUCAAAGAUGAGAAUCUCACAGAGAGUCAGAAGCAGGAGAAGCGGCAGCAGCACGCGCAGAAAGAGACAGAAUUCCUCAGGCUGAAGCGAUCGCGUCUCGGUGUUGAAGAUUUCGAGCCGCUCAAGGUGAUAGGACGCGGAGCGUUUGGCGAGGUGCGGCUCGUGCAAAAGAAAGACACUGGGCACGUGUAUGCUAUGAAAAUACUAAGGAAAGCGGACAUGCUUGAAAAAGAACAGGUGGCGCAUGUGCGAGCUGAACGCGACAUCCUUGUUGAGGCGGAUCAUCAGUGGGUGGUGAAAAUGUACUACAGUUUCCAAGACCCCAUGAACCUGUACCUCAUCAUGGAGUUCCUUCCUGGAGGCGAUAUGAUGACGCUACUCAUGAAGAAAGAUACUCUUAGCGAGGACUGCGCACAGUUCUACGUGGCCGAGACCGCGCUCGCCAUCGACAGUAUACACAAGCUAGGCUUUAUACACAGGGACAUAAAGCCUGAUAACUUGUUACUGGAUGCGCGCGGACAUAUCAAACUUAGUGAUUUCGGUCUUUGUACCGGCCUCAAGAAGAGCCAUCGCACAGAUUUCUACCGCGAUCUGUCUCGCGCCACUCCCUCCGAUUUCAGUGAGUAUCUACCACAAUGGAUUUACAACACCCAGUCAGUAUCGACGUCAUCAUCGGCAAUGGAUUCAAAGCGUCGCGCGGAGUCUUGGAAACGCAACCGACGUGCGCUCGCCUACUCCACAGUAGGAACGCCUGAUUAUAUCGCACCUGAGGUCUUCUUGCAGACCGGCUACGGCCCACAGGCGGACUGGUGGAGUCUCGGCGUUAUCAUGUACGAGAUGCUGAUUGGAUACCCGCCGUUCUGCUCCGAGUCUCCGCAGGAGACGUACCGGAAGGUGAUGUCGUGGCGCGAGUCCCUCACCUUUCCGCCUGAGAUACCGAUCAGCGAGGAUGCCCGGGAGACCAUACUGCGCUUCUGCUCCGAACCAGAUCGCAGACUGGGCUCUCAGCGCGGCAUCGAGGACGUGAAGUCUGUGAACUUCUUCCGUGGCGUAGACUGGAGCCACGUGCGAGAGCGUCCCGCCGCCAUCACUGUGGACGUGCGCUCCAUUGAUGACACAUCCAACUUUGACGAUUUCCCCGACGUCAAGCUGGAAAUACCGGCGGCGCCUAUAUCACAAGAGGGCGAAGUGGCGUACAAAGACUGGGUGUUCAUAAACUACACGUUCAAGCGCUUCGAGGGCCUGACGCAGCGCGGCACGCCCACCAAGAAAUGAGCCUCCCUCAUCACAUAGAGAACGCUGCUGCCGGAGCCCGCAGCCUACACCGCCGCCGACAUCACCCUGCCGAAUGUAAUCCACCCCCCGCCCCCGCCCCUGCCUUCUCUCUCUUACCCCACCACCCCCAGCAACAGGCGGCCCACACGCUCGGGUGUAUUCGAUUGUGCAGCAUGUACUAUUCUGUGAUUUACACAGUCGGUGUUCCAGUGAUCACGUAUUUACGACUAAAACGUGUGGAUUUUUAUUAUAAAACAAUAUUUAAUUAAGCAGUCAAUACAACACACAAAUGUUAUGAUUGUUUGUAUUUUAUUAGAUGUGUUGUAUGUAAGAUAUGUGUUGUGUAACGCGAUGCGCGAUGCGCGUUGGACGGUGACCUGACUGUCCGCUCUCGCCGCUCUGUGCAUCGGCAUGCGCCAGUGCAGUCACUGUCUCUCUCACUGUCUAUCUUCUAUCCUUUUCCGUCGUAAUCUGUUCUGAUUUCAUUUCGAGCAUCUCUAAUUAUGUUAUUCGAAGCUCACCUGGAUUGUAUAAAAACGUGCAUCAAAAUUAAUAAAAAAAAAGUAUUUUUCGAAUGGUGGUUACAUCUGUCUAUUGCAAAGAAAUUAUUUACAUUUGACAGCAGCGAGAUUUUCUUUAUUUAUACACACUAUACGUAGUUACAUAUGAAUUAAUUGAAGGCUAUUGUUGAGGUGAUAUUGAUAGCGGCGGGUGCGCCUCGCCCAACUGUAUCCCCGGCACCGCCUCUACAUCCAUUCACAUACGCCUCCCGAUAUUAUUCUUUUUAAUUAUGUGUAAUUAAUUAUUAAUGAAUUGCAAUAUGGCUUGUUUAGUGUUAGUCUAUUAAAAAGGCAUUUGUAGCUAUCGCCAGGAGUUUGGGAAGGGGCAUAUCUCGGCAUAUGUGAAUAUGUAUAGUUUAAGCUAAAAUGUUUUAUAACAUAUUUCAAGACGUACAAUGUAACGUGCCCUAACUCUACGCCCCGUCCCAUCUCUUCCUUGCCAUUUCUAUUGUUUGUUAUUUCAAGGGCAUUUAUAUAUUAUUUCAUUCAAAAUUAUUCCAAUGUAACACAUGUGUAUGUAAGACGGUUAAAUUUGGAAGUGCUUGUUUUAAUGGGGAGAAAAACUGAAAGCUUGUAACUAUGUUGAACUAGCGUCAGGACUGGACUGUCAUCUGUUAAACUUUAUACAUCUUUUCAGCGAUUAAAAGGAAUAUAUUCCUUUUAUAAUAUUUUUAUGAACUUCUAUGAAACAUCUAUAAACAAUUAUAAAAAACAAUGUUUAUUUUUGAUUUUUUAAAAUAAAAUUUGACCUAACAAAGGGCAACCUAAAUGUUAUUCACGUGAGUCCAACUAUAAAAAAUUAUAGUUAAAGGUAUUUUUUUUUCCGGUUGAAGAUUUGCUGGAAAAUAUCUUUUAACUUUAUGUUUUUAUGACAAAAACAAGUUUAACCAAUUUAUUCAUGACGCAAAAUAUCUGUCAUUUCCAGGUGUACCCGAACAGUUAAUCUAGUUAUAUUCUUAGUGUGUAAAUUUGAUGGAAUUCUUUGCUAUGACUGCAGUCUACAUAGUACUUUGUGUUUAUAUAAAGUGUUUUUUGUUUAUCUGUGGUACAUUUAGCGCUACUUCCAUUCUUGAUGCUGACAUGUAUAGUUAGCAAAAGGCAGUUUUUCUCCCCAUUGAUAUAUGUGUUACCGCACCGCGCCGCUUCUCCGGUCCACAUAUAUUUAUGUACAUAACUGUAUAGUAACGUAUCGUGUGGUUUGUACGCCAGCACUCACUUCACUUGGAAAUCCGUCCAAAGGUUAGGUUACUGCCACAACAUAAAAGUUAUUUAGCCGACACUAUUUGCUUUUAAAAGAUAUAUUUAUUUCCAUUUUAAUACUAAAUUAAACAAGAAAAUCUAAAUCGAAGUACUAAAUAGUUCAAAAAACAAGCACGUCUGAUUUAAAGGACAAUUUUAGAUUAGUUAAUUGCUUAUGUUUUUCAAUGUGCGCGACUCGUUUGUUUGUUUGUUUGCUAAUUUUACUUGUUAAUGUGAUACUUUACACACUUUCAUAAUAAUGUAAAUAUUAUUUGUAUCUAUCUAUAUUGGACCAAUAAUAAUCUAAAUUAACAAAAGUCACACAUUGUAUUUAAUGUCACCGUGUACGUGUACGUGUGCCCCAGCAGUGGAGAGGUUAAUGUGUUGCGAAAUAUUGAAAAACAUAAAGGUUUAUUUGUCCAUGACAGUUUACCUCAGUUCGCCUUUGAUAGCGGGAAUUUAUAUAUAGUUCAUUCUCGUCUCUUAGUGCGUCGCUUACAUUUAUUAUUAUUAUUCUAACAUCAUGCAUCAUUAAUCAAAUUUACUAUCUUUGCUUUCAUUACCUUUAUAAGCUAAAAACAACUUUAAAAACUCUGUCUAUCUCUGCCAAUAUAGGUAAAGGACGGCAUCUUUCGUCGUCCGUCUACUAACAUAUAAGAUACGCCGGUAUUUAUGUGUUAAAUAAGAAAAUAAUUUUAGAUAUAACACGAGAACAAGUAGUUUGUACGUCUGCAGUUGUGUGGCAGCCGAGGAUGAUGCGCGAACAUUCUUCGAACAUGCGCAGCGCAUUUAAUUACGUCGCUCUCUUAGCGUUAUCAACUCGAUGUAAUGCCCUCGCGACAAUUCAUGUAUUUGGAUAGUUUAAAUAGUUUAUUGAUGUGAUUCAACCAUAUUAAUUGUGAUGUUUUGGUGUUUAUAGCGAUGUGAAUAUGUGCUUAGGUUAGCUGGUGUGCGCAGGGCGCGCGGGGGUGGGGUCCGUUCCUCGCUCCCCGCCCCCGCCCCCCCGCCUCCGCAGCACACCGCCGCGUGCGCCGGUCACACGAUGACCCGCUCACAGCUUUGUACAUAGCACUCCA